CCCGUGAGCCAAUUAGAGUUUAAAACAUUAUGCGCGCUCCUGGUCGAAACGGAGAAGACUGAGUGAAGUGAAAAAGCGCAAAUAUUUAUCUGUCUGUAAAUUAGUACAUCGUUGAGCAAUAACUAGCUACACAAUGUCUGAAGAAAAGCCAAAGGAAGGAGUGAAAACUGAAAACGAUCACAUCAACCUAAAGGUUGCAGGUCAAGAUGGGUCAGUAGUCCAGUUCAAAAUUAAAAGGCACACUCCGCUCAGCAAGCUGAUGAAGGCGUAUUGUGAAAGACAGGGUUUGUCAAUUAGACAGAUAAGGUUUAGGUUUGACGGACAGCCGAUUAACGAGACUGACACACCUGCACAGCUUGAGAUGGAAGACGAGGAUACUAUUGAUGUAUUUCAACAACAGACUGGUGGCUCCUCCCACUCUGAGGCUCCUCCCACUCUGAGGCUCUCCCACUGAGGCUCCUCCCACUCUGGGGCUCAUCUUAAAGGUGUACAGACCCCUCUCCUCCUCUCUGAGAACAGAUACACUUGAAGAGCAGCAUCACUCAAAACAUUUUUUAUUUUCAAUAAUCAUUUAGCGUUAUAAAUAUAUUUUGUUUGAUUGAUCCACUUUCCCCCAAGCCCUA
Oncorhynchus tshawytscha (Chinook salmon) is the source of this 623-nucleotide messenger RNA. Its product is annotated as small ubiquitin-related modifier 3-like. Bases 134 to 454 code for a protein of 106 amino acids. Gene Ontology annotation, cellular component: nucleus. The transcript is spliced from 4 exons. Gene Ontology annotation, molecular function: protein tag activity; ubiquitin-like protein ligase binding. Lineage: Eukaryota; Metazoa; Chordata; Actinopteri; Salmoniformes; Salmonidae. Gene Ontology annotation, biological process: protein sumoylation. The record is from RefSeq and is a predicted model, not a curated record.